AUGUGUGUAUACAUGUUCAAAGAUUAUUUCAUCACCACAAUUAUACAGGAAAAUGUAGCAAUUCAUGGUAAAGAUUGGACAACAAUUGGAUCAGAGUUGGGACGUAUGGGUACUCAAUGUCGUGACCGAUGGAGAGAUUAUGGUUCUAUUAGUAAUCGAAAUCCUAGAAAAGGUGAAUGGACUAAAGAAGAAGAAGAUCAAUUAAAACUUAUUGUUACUGAUAUUGUAACAAGAUAUAAAGAUGAAAUAACAUUAGAUUAUGGAAUACCAUGGGAUAUAGUUUCAGAAAGAAUGGGGAAAAAACGAUCUCCUAAGCAAUGUCGUGAAAAAUGGGGAAGAAAGUUACGUCUUAUAUAUGAAAUGGAGAAAGGGGGAGAGAUAUCAAAAUGGUGUAGUGAAGAUAUAGCAAUUCAUGGUAAAGAUUGGACAACAAUUGGAUCAGAGUUGGGACGUAUGGGUACUCAAUGUCGUGACCGAUGGAGAGAUUAUGGUUCUAUUAGUAAUCGAAAUCCUAGAAAAGGUGAAUGGACUAAAGAAGAAGAAGAUCAAUUAAAACUUAUUGUUACUGAUAUUGUAACAAGAUAUAAAGAUGAAAUAACAUUAGAUUAUGGAAUACCAUGGGAUAUAGUUUCAGAAAGAAUGGGGAAAAAACGAUCUCCUAAGCAAUGUCGUGAAAAAUGGGGAAGAAAGUUACGUCUUAUAUAUGAAAUGGAGAAAGGGGGAGAGAUAUCAAAAUGGUGUAGUGAAGAUAAGUAUUCUUUUAAUUGGGAAUCAUUGAAUGAUGAUGAAUGGGGUCCUUGGACACAAGUAUACUUACAUGAGAGGUGGCGUCGAUUAAAAUAUACAAUUCAAGAUUUUUCAUCCAAAACCUUUACUGAAAUUGUUUGUGAACUUUAUAAUAGGUUUCAGAAGUCUCCACCACAACGAAAGUAUAAAUCACCAGAAAUAAUUGAAGACUCUGAUGAUGAAUUAGGGAUAGUAAAUGAAUGA
Entrophospora sp. SA101 is the source of this 990-nucleotide messenger RNA. Lineage: Eukaryota; Fungi; Glomeromycota; Glomeromycetes; Entrophosporales; Entrophosporaceae. The record is from the annotation of a GenBank genome assembly.